Molecule: messenger RNA, 1729 nt
Organism: Cicer arietinum (chickpea)
Lineage: Eukaryota; Viridiplantae; Streptophyta; Magnoliopsida; Fabales; Fabaceae
Source: RefSeq, a predicted model, not a curated record
AAGAAGAAAAAAAGAAAAAAGAAGAAGAAGGGAGAAUAGGGUUGAGAAAAGAGGGAAAGAAGUGGCCCUAGAAGCUAGUUAGGGACGCGAUGCGAUGCGAGUAGGUGCUGCAAAAACUGUUAUAUAUGUGCCUCCUUCGCCCACCCUCAAAUCUACUCUAAUCUCUACUCUCUACUCUACUCUACUCUACUCUCCUCCUCCUCCUCCUUUCAACUCCAACCACCAACAACUAAAUUAAACUAUUCUCUCUUUUACAUUCAAAUUUAACAACCAUAAAUUCCCUAUUCAAUUAUUUACUGUUAAAACUAUUUAAUUACUUUCUACUGCAUGAUCCACACAAUGGCUUCAGCUUGUAUCAACAACAUCGCUAUGUCACCUGAAACCUUCCUCCCAUGGGAUCCUGAACCCGACUUCGAGUUCCGUCUUCAAGAUCCCGUCACCAUGCUUCCCGCCGACCAACUCUUCUCCGACGGUAAACUCGUUCCUCUCCACCUCAAACCAUCUUUCACUUCCUCCUCCUCCUCCUCCGCCGCCACUUCUCCUAAAACAACCACCGCCUCCACAACUACCUCCGACCCCUCUCUCUUCUCUCCUAAAGCUCCUCGUUGUUCUAGCCGUUGGAAAGACAUCUUCGCUUUAAAAAAACUCUACCAUUCCACUAACACACCCAAAACCACACCUUCUUCUAACAAAUCUCUCAAACACCUUCUCGUCUCUCGCAAAACCACUUCUUCGUCGUUUGAUAACACUUCGCUUAACCUUCCUUUGUUGAAAGACUCCGACAAUGAAUCUCUCUCCAUUUCAUCUCGUCUCUCGCUUUCUUCUUCUUCUUCGAGUCACGACCACGACGAUCUUCCUAGACUCUCUCUCGAUUCAGAGAAACCUAACCCCAUUUCAAUUCACCGUAACCCGAACCCGAAUCCAAGGAUCCGGUUAGUUAAACCUAGAGCAGGUUCAUUCGAUGGAAACAAACCGGAUCAACAGGUAACCAGUAAUAAUAGUAAUAAUCAUAAUCACAAUCACAAUCACAACAAUCGGGUCGGAAGGAGUCCGAUUCGGAUGGAAUCAUCCACUACGCAAGGGUGCAGGGGAGUUUCAGUGGAUAGCCCUAGAUUGAACUCAUCAGGGAAGAUAGUGUUUCAGAGCUUAGAAAGAAGUUCAAGCAGUCCUGGGAGUUUCACUGGUGGGCCCCGCUUUAAGCAUCGAGGAAUGGAACGCUCUUAUUCAGCUAAUGUCCGUGUUACUCCGGUUCUUAAUGUUCCGGUUUGUUCGUUGAGAGGCGGUUCCAAAUCCGGUUCGGUUUUUGGGUUCGGUCAGCUUUUUUCUUCGCCGCAGAAGAGAGAUACUACGGUUGGUGGUAAUAACAAGAGUCAUCAACAUCAACAUCCACAUGGUGUUAGGCAUCAACAACACAAACAUGUUUAGACAGAGGAUGGAAGCACAUUGUUAAAUUUGGGGUUAGUUUUUUAUUAACACGUUUAGAUUUAGAUUAAUGUAAAUAAGCAGGAUGAGGUGGGAUUUUCAGAUGUUGUUGCUGUUGAUUAAGUUUAUGUUUAUGUUAAUGAUUAGGAAUUUAGGAUCUAGUUCUUAUUUCUAACUCAGGUAAGUUUUUUCAGUGCAAUUUCAUUGUUACUGUUUGUAAACAUAUGGAAUCUCUCACAUUUUGUUGAAGUUUCUUUUUUGCUUUUUUUUUUUAAUUAAAAAAAUUAUAUCGAGAUCUGUGGUGGUA